Python bivittatus (Burmese python) is the source of this 1200-nucleotide messenger RNA. It is a transcript of the gene PARVG, whose product is annotated as parvin gamma. Gene Ontology annotation, molecular function: actin binding. NCBI's taxonomy places the organism in Eukaryota, Metazoa, Chordata, Lepidosauria, Squamata, Pythonidae. Gene Ontology annotation, cellular component: focal adhesion; actin cytoskeleton; cytoplasm. Gene Ontology annotation, biological process: establishment or maintenance of cell polarity regulating cell shape; substrate adhesion-dependent cell spreading; actin cytoskeleton organization. The record is from RefSeq and is a predicted model, not a curated record.
CCCCAACAACCGAAAACAGCAUCGUGAGUGAGAAAGUGAACCUGCCAGGAGUGACGCUAAAGGUUUGGCUUUGAAAGGCGGACGAGGGAAAAAAAACCAGUUCAUAUUUCUCAAUGAUGUCUGCAAAGGAGAAACCGUCCGAAGCAGCAGAGCCUGUCUUCUUCAGUGCUUUCCCAGAGUCCCCUGGAACUCAUCAGCUGCCACACGAGGAGGACGUUGCUCCUGAUAAAAGGAAGAAAUACAUAAAGCCAAGUUCUCGACAUGACCCUCAACUGGAAGCUUUGCAAAGGUUCUUGAUCAACUGGAUCAACACAACUUUGAAGCAUGAACGUAUUGUGGUGAAAAACUUAGAAGAAGACCUCUAUGAUGGAUUGGUGCUCCAUCAUCUGCUGGAGAAACUUGGAUCCCUCAGUUUGGAAGUAGAAAAGAUUGCACUGACAGAGAAGAAAAAGAGACUCAAACUUGAAGUUAUUCUCAAAGCUGUGAAUCAGUGUUUACAACUUGAAGAACGUGAAGUGAAAUGGACUGUGGACACCAUCUUUGAGAAAAACCUGUUAAGCACUUUGCAUCUUCUGGUCGCCAUCGCUCAGCAUUUCCAGCCCAAGCUUGCGAUACCUCCAAAUGUGAACGUCGCUGUGAUAGCCAAGGAGUCUACGUCUAGUGAAUCUGAGACAGCGUGCACGAUAGAACGCAUCACCCAAGACAGGGAACCUGCAGAAAAUUCUUCAAUAAGUGCUGAAAUCUUUGAUGAAUUAUUAAAUCAUGCUCCCAGGAAAUUGGAUGCUGUGAAAGAGGUGUUUUUGAAGUUUGUCAACAAGCAUGUGGGAGGAUUAGGACUAAAUGUAGAAGAUGUUGACUCACAGUUUGCAGAUGGGGUUAUUUUACUCUUGCUAAUUGGGGAACUUCAGGGUUAUUUCCUAAAUUUGGGAAACUUUUUCCUGAACCCAAGUUCUACUUCAGAAAUGAUACACAAUGUCAGCCUGGCAAUAGACCUGCUGAUGGAUGGAGAUCUUCUGGAAGUUCCCAUCAACCCUGAAGAUGUGGUGAACCAAGAUGUGAAAUCCACACUGUUAAUUUUGUACUGCCUGUUCUCCAAGUACAAGACUAAAGGGACGUGAAGCGCAAAGAUUAAGAGCCUGGUGGCCAUCCAAUUAUUGACAGCGAGCCCUCCAGAUUUCAGCGCUCGUGAUUUUUUGAUCC